Physcomitrium patens is the source of this 1613-nucleotide messenger RNA. Lineage: Eukaryota; Viridiplantae; Streptophyta; Bryopsida; Funariales; Funariaceae. The record is from RefSeq and is a predicted model, not a curated record.
AGGGUACAAUCCCCUCUCUUCCCUACGCUUUGUGCUUGAUGAUGCUCUCUGGUUACGAGGGAGUUUUCUGCAUCGGAGUUUAUGUUACUUACUUAUCAGCAAAUUUUGCAACUAGGUUUAGAGUUUGGUGGCACCUCACAAAAAAACCCACCAAAUCAAUAUACUAGAUUUUUUCGACAGAGUAACACUAAGAUUUGCGAAGUUUUUGCUGGGCUGUUUUGUCUAAUAGGAUAUCGCAGUGAAGUGUCUCGUGGUAUCUAUGUUCUGGAGAGCAGAAACUUUCACGUGCUUAGGUCGAGCUAGGGUCUAGGGUUAUAAUCCGUGGAGGGAACGGAGACGAUCUGAUGAUUCAAUGCAAGUUUGAGAUUUCCAUUUGUUUUCGAAUAUUUUACGUCGCAAAUUGUGAUUUGUAAGGGUUUUCCUCCAAGGCAUGUAGGAAAGUUUUUUUUUGUGUACUCAAUUCCUUCCGAGGGGCAUAGGAAUAUGGCGCUUGUUAUCAUCUGCGGACAACCAUGCAGUGGAAAAUCAACUGCUGCAGCAUGUCUUAUGAAAGCACUUGAGAAGACUAUUAACAUGCCAGUAGUUCUAAUUGACGAACCUUCGCUCAAUUUGGAUCGUAAUAGUGCAUAUCAAGAUAUGCCUCGAGAGAAGAACCUGCGCGGGAUGUUGCGGUCUGCAGUUGACCGAGCUGUGUCAAUAGACACAAUUGUCAUUGUAGACUCCCUUAACAAUAUCAAGGGAUACAGAUAUGAAUUGUGGUGCUUGGCCCGUGCAGCUGGGACGCAUUACUGCGUGUUGCAUUGUGUUGCAGAUGAAGCACAAUGCCGAGCAUGGAACGAAGAUAGACGAUUAAAGGCGUUGCCCGCUUACGAAGAUAAAAUAUUUAAUGACUUGGUGAGAAGGUUCGAAAGACCCGAUGGAAAAAACCGAUGGGAUUCUCGUCUUUUUGAACUUCAUCUCGGCAAAGAAGAUAUUCACGAAGACUCUCAAGCUAUUGUUGAAGCUGUCAGCUUUCUUACUGGUAAUAAAAAUGUUGGGGGUAGUCGGAACCCUCAAAAGCUGCAACCCACAAUUGCCACACAGAAUCCACGAACCUCGGAGACUAAUUCGCUUUAUGAACUAGAUCGGGCUACACAGGAAAUUGUGUCGAUUGUGGUGGAUGCUCAAGCGCAAGGUGUUGGUGGUUUAGUGCGCAGUGUUAAUCUGGGAGAAGGACUGCCUAUCAUCAAUCUACAGCGGAGUGUGGGCCUACCUGAGCUUCGUCGACUUCGUAGAACCUUCCUCAAAUUGGCUGGGCAGUCAAGCCUGUCAGGACCUCCUCCACCAUCAGAUACGAAAAGCGCCAAACGAAUGUUUGCAGACUAUUUGAAUCGCGAGUUGUCUGCAAAUUUGCUGUAGUGCUCACGGCACAACUCUCGUCGAAGGCACAAGAAAGUGUAUGCAACUUUUUAGCGACUUUCUAACUGUUGUUUUAAAUGAAAGUUCUUUAAUGUCUUGUCUGAUGGUUUUUAGUUGAUUGAGAUCACUUGGUACACGAAUGAACGAAGCACGUCUUUCUGAGGCGAUUUAUCUAAUUCAAAAAUCAAUUUGUUUUAUUGUGUUCAAAUUUUUCA